This is a messenger RNA of Prorocentrum cordatum, 639 nucleotides long. NCBI's taxonomy places the organism in Eukaryota, Dinophyceae, Prorocentrales, Prorocentraceae. The record is from the annotation of a GenBank genome assembly.
AUGGCCCUGCCGCGGGCGCCCAGCCUGGCGCAGGGGGCCGCGGGGGGCCCCGCCGCGGCGCACGUCGUGGGCGCCGAGGCGCGCCGGGCGCACGAGGCGAACCCGGGCAUCGUCCCGCUGAGCGACGUGCUCUCGGACACGGAGGCGCCCCCCCGCAGCUUCGUCACGUACAGGGGCGGCUCCAAGGAGUACGUGCCGGAGGACGUCCUCGCGGGCAAGGUGGUCGGGCUGCUCUUUGGCGGCAACGGUCCGUUCUGCUGCGGCUUUGUCCGUGGCUUUGCGAAGGUCUAUAAAGUGGUCCGAAAAUCGGACAGCGACCCUUUCGAGGUCGUCUACGUCUCUGCAGACUCGAGCCGGAGGGAGUUCAACCGGUUCGUGAAGACAAUGCCGUGGCUCGCCCUGCCCUUUCGGGACAAUUCCGCCCUGUUCUCGCGCUACGGCGUGCCGCUCGAUGUGCGCUCGUGGCCGCGACUGGUUAUCGUGGCGCCGGACAACCAGGUGAUGUUCGAAGACGCCACGCCAGUUGCCAAGAUGUGCAUACAGGAGAAGAAGCCUGACGCCUUCGGCACUCUCCUCGCAGGAGCGUGGAACGAGACUCGCCUUUUCAGAAGAUUCACAGACCUGUUCGGAGGCGGCUGA